UCUCGGGGCUUGCGCGUCUUCCUGCGGCUCUCCCUAUUGCGAACUGAAAUGUUUCCUCGACCUACUUCACUCCUUUAAACACCUUCACCCUCUGAGCGACGAGAUUUCUUUGUUUCCAAGCCCUUUUCCACGUCGUGUUUCUGUCUCAGCGUUGGGCUACUCAGUUUAACCUCGACCAGUCAGCCUCAUGUGCUGAUCGCACCGUUUCAGGCUGCCCGAUUUCCUCCACGAGCCUCACUCGUCUUUCCAGUCUUUACUGCCAAUACGACAGUGGUGGUCCCCUGGUCCGCUUCCUCGUCUCCUUUUAAUAUUACCGGCUUCUCUCGCCCAAGAUGGCGACCGGCUCGGGGAGAUAUCUUCGUUAUAUACUCUUUGCGGUUUUUGGAAUUACCAUCAUCUACUUUAUUUCCACCUCGUCACUGCCCUCCUACGCCCAACCACUGACCUCGGGUACGGCCUUCUCGUGGGAACGACCUGGAGAGUCCACGCCGAGUUCGAGUACCAACGAGAUAGACGAUUCCAUUCAUCUCCCGCAGACGACUUCUGUUGUGGAGUCUUCACAGUCCGAGGAAACAACGACCCCUAACGUGAUUCCUACCAUUCCCUCGGAACUCUCCCCUCCCGCUCCAGGCGAACGAAUCAAUGCGACCUUUAUAACCCUGGCAAGAAACACCGAUAUCUGGGAGAUAGCCCGCUCAAUCAGACAAGUCGAAGACCGCUUCAAUAGGAACUACAACUACGACUGGGUCUUUUUGAACGAUAAACCCUUUGAUGAGACAUUUAAAAAGGUAACGACUUCUCUCGUCUCGGGCAAGACACAUUAUGGCGAAAUUCCCGUCGAUCACUGGUCAUUCCCGCCAUGGAUCGAUCAAAAGAAGGCUGAGGCCGUCCGGGAAGACAUGCGCCGGAGGAAGAUUAUCUAUGGCGACUCAGUCAGUUACCGACACAUGUGCCGAUUCGAGUCAGGUUUUUUCUUUCGUCAUCCGCUGCUUCAGCAAUUCGAGUACUACUGGCGAGUCGAGCCCAGCAUUGAGCUGUUCUGCGAUAUCCAUUAUGAUCCUUUCCGGUUCAUGAAAGAGAACAAGAAAAAGUACAGCUUCGUCCUAAGCCUGUACGAAUACGUCGAGACCAUUCCAACGCUGUGGGAUAGCACAAAGAAGUUCAUCAAGGCGCAUCCUGAACACAUCUCUCCAGAUAACUCGAUGGGAUUUUUGAGCGACGACGGAGGUGACACAUACAACAAAUGCCAUUUCUGGUCAAACUUUGAGAUUGGUAACCUCGACUGGCUCCGAUCGAAACCUUACAUUGACUUCUUCGAAACCCUUGACAAAGACGGUGGUUUCUUCUACGAACGUUGGGGCGAUGCUCCAGUGCAUUCCAUCGCUGCUAGUCUACUCCUAAGGAAGGACGAGAUUCAUUUUUUCAAUGAUAUCGCCUACUACCACGUCCCCUUCACACAUUGUCCAACGGGAGAGGACGUUCGCAGGAAACUCCGUUGCCACUGUAACCCGGCCGACAACUUCGACUGGAAGCCGUAUAGCUGUACAUCUCGGUUUUUCGACCUCAACAAGCUUAAGAAGCCCGAAGGGUGGGAGACUCAGGUAUGACUAGCCGGCGGUGAUGUCGGAAGCCCAGGCAACAACAAUGGAAACGGCGAUGGUAACGGCGACAAGCAAAACGAAUCAGAGUCAGGCGUUUCCCUGUCGUGGGAGAUUUUUAAAUAUGCAUGCAUUACGUUUAGCGUUGGAUUGGUCUUGACGAUUACUUUGAUGAGGAUUCCCUGGACGAGACGCAAGUUGCUUUCGUGGGCGGAACGCCUCGCGGAAUGGCACGAAAGCGGACUCGACCGCGACGAGGAUGAAAAUUGGUACAAAAAGCCGGAGAGGCCUUCAAGGUCGGACAACUCUGGUUGAUCAGGUGGUUUCAGGGGACCGGGUCGCGGACCACCUCCUCGGCGCAUCGAAGGAUUUCCCGGCGUGUUCGGUUUGUUUCUCAUGCUCUCAAAGACGUGGAGGCAUCAAUCCGGCGCCGCCAACCACUUCUUUACCUUCGAACACCGUUUGCAGUGGCGGACAUCUCAGAAAUGGCCUCCGUUGGAGAAAUUGGAUGGCUUCAGCAGGACAGACAUUCAAACCCAUCUUAUACCUACGAGUUACUCAACGAGGAAGUGGUCGAGCACCGAACAUCCUGUCCAACAACGCGAAGGAGGCAGAACUGGGAUCGUCUAGAGAAGCACUGCUUCCUUGGCCCUUUUACUUUUGCAUGAGAGGCGUUGGUCAGUGGGUUAGGGCUACGGAUUCAGGGAUUGGGCUAUUGAACUAUUGGGAAGAGCGAACACAUUGGAGGGAGCAUCAAAAAGCUUUCAUGGCACUAAGGGAAUGAGAGCCUGUGUCCCUCGUCUCCUCUCGUCUCGCACCGCAAUGCAUUGUGAUGCACCAGGGCUGGACGAUAGAGGCAUUUGUGCACUGUGAAGAAUGAGCUGGGAUGCACGGUAUCAUUAUUCAUGGCACGCAUUGGAACCCCCCCUGGAGGCAGGACGCACCGGUGCACAGUGCACAGUAUGUAGUAUAGGAAACAAGCGGAACCUGGCCUAGGAUCAUUCAAUCAGAGACGGGUUGUACACAUUGGGACUUGACAUAAUUGCCUCUUUUGACGCUCCUUGUGUGUAUAUGUCUUCCGCAUCUCUGGCCCCUGACACGAGCUUCACGUGGUAUGUUUGACAUUUUACAUUUUACAUAUACAUACAAGAGGGGCACUUUCGUCCCGAUCCAGG
Cladophialophora immunda is the source of this 2773-nucleotide messenger RNA. RefSeq lists its product as uncharacterized. Gene Ontology annotation, molecular function: alpha-1,2-mannosyltransferase activity. The record is from RefSeq and is a predicted model, not a curated record. The coding region runs from base 333 to 1607 and encodes 424 amino acids. Lineage: Eukaryota; Fungi; Ascomycota; Eurotiomycetes; Chaetothyriales; Herpotrichiellaceae. Gene Ontology annotation, biological process: protein O-linked glycosylation; protein N-linked glycosylation; cell wall mannoprotein biosynthetic process. The transcript is spliced from 3 exons. Gene Ontology annotation, cellular component: membrane; Golgi apparatus.